Messenger RNA from Arachis ipaensis, 486 nucleotides. NCBI's taxonomy places the organism in Eukaryota, Viridiplantae, Streptophyta, Magnoliopsida, Fabales, Fabaceae. The record is from RefSeq and is a predicted model, not a curated record.
AUGGCGAAUCUCGCUAAUACCAUGGAAGCUAACGCUGCUGCGACUCUGCAAUCUAUGCAGAGGUUAGACCAAUCGGCGGGGAAUGGCAAUGGGAACGGAGAAGGAAAUGCCAAUGAUAAUGCUAAAGGAAACGACGAUAACACGGGUGGAGUUUCGAUGACUUUGGUGACGUUUCUCAAGGCACAGCAUGUUCCCCUCAAUCAAUAUGUCGAAUUUGCCGCUUAUCAGCUAGCGGGAGAAGCUCAGCCCUGGUGGCAAGUUGAGUGUCGUUUUCUACAGCUUCAGAAUUGUGAAAUUCCAUGGGAGGUAUUCCAAACGGCUUUCUAUAAGAAAUACUUCCCUGAGUCUGCAUGGGAAGCAAAGGAGAUGGAGCUAAUGCAGCUGAAGCAAGGUCCCAUGUCUGUGGCAGAGUACACCAACAAGUUCGAAGAGCUUUGUAGGUUUUCUUGGAUGUGUCAGGGUGACCCGGAGACUUACGAGAGCUAG